AUGAAUGACCCCAACUCGUCUGUGAUCAAUCCCCCAGCCAGAGAUUUGGCUGCAUCCCAGACCCCAGCGCCGAUCUACUGCUUCGCCAUCACCAUGGAGGCUUCUCUUGCCACCUGCAUCCUCGCUGCUCUCCUGGCUAUGGGGGCCUGUCUGCAGUGUGAGGUUUGCGAUGGACCAGGAACCAGCUGCUCGGGCGACCUACAGACCUGCCUUGAUGGGCAAGACUCUUGUGGCGUCGCUCUGACAGAAAUGACAUGGGCGGGAAUGAAGACCCAGACCGUUCUCAAGGGCUGUGUGACAUCCAGCCAAUGUAGAUCCGGCCCCGUCUCUGUGAAUUUCGGGAAUGGAAUGGAAAUAAGGACACGCUUCACCUGCUGCGUGGGAGACGCCUGCAGAACAACCACAGUUACAGCGCAGCGGCUCCCUGACGGAGCCCGGCUGGGGCUGCCUCUCACGCCAGCUGCCCUGCGUCAUUGCUGUGUGCAGGGCGGGGGCCUGUCCCACCUCCUCUACGCCCCUGCCCGGGUCUGUCUGCCAGGGACAGGGGCCGAGUGA
Molecule: messenger RNA, 555 nt
Organism: Terrapene triunguis (Three-toed box turtle)
Lineage: Eukaryota; Metazoa; Chordata; Testudines; Emydidae
Product: phospholipase A2 inhibitor subunit gamma B-like
Exons: 5
Coding region: 1-555 (184 amino acids)
Cellular component (GO): extracellular region
Molecular function (GO): phospholipase inhibitor activity
Source: RefSeq, a predicted model, not a curated record